This is a messenger RNA of Pseudoliparis swirei, 7434 nucleotides long. RefSeq names its product solute carrier family 9 member A1a (gene slc9a1a). Gene Ontology annotation, molecular function: sodium:proton antiporter activity. The transcript is spliced from 13 exons. The record is from RefSeq and is a predicted model, not a curated record. Gene Ontology annotation, biological process: regulation of pH; proton transmembrane transport; sodium ion transport. NCBI's taxonomy places the organism in Eukaryota, Metazoa, Chordata, Actinopteri, Perciformes, Liparidae. The coding region runs from base 840 to 3266 and encodes 808 amino acids. Gene Ontology annotation, cellular component: membrane.
UUGCCUCGACAUCAACCUGGGACAAGCCUCUGCAGCCGGGGCGGAGCACACCCCGAGUCUUCCCUCACACCCCCCCUCCCCCCGUUCUCCUCCUCCUCGCUGGGCUUGAGCCCCCACCCUGGACCGACCGAGCAAGGUCUACUCAUCCCGGGGACCACACGGUGGAACGGCCACGUACGAGGACGUUAAUAUCAAAAAGUUUUCAAGAAUAACGCGUAGGGCGCGCGGCAAAAAUGCAAUGUGGCUGCAGCGUGGCUUCUCUUCAAGGUCAGCAUCGGAGCACCGCCGCCCCACGGACGUGUUCUUUCUCGGGCAGUCGGAGGGAAGAAGAGGCGUGGAUGGGAUGCCGCUGUGUCUCGCUCGCCUCCAGCAUCAACGACAUUUCACCGAGGAGGACAUUGACAGGAGGCACUGACACAGAAACUUGCGGAACAACGUUGUAAACAACAACAACGACAACCGACUCGGCGAGGCUGGCUUUUAAUAGCAGAGUUUUCCGAGACAAAGCUCUCUCUCUCACAUCUUGCCGUUUCCUGCUUUCUCCCAACAGCCUGCGCGGCUCGGGACUGUUUACCUGGCUAAAGGCAGCAGCGCUGGCAGUCAAGCUAGCCUCACGUCACCUGAGGGCAUGGACGGUUGGGUCGGUUAGAACUAGCCCGACCGACCGUGAAAGUCAUUUCUCCCGGUUGAAGAGCACGUCAACCUACGUUAACUAACGUAACAUUACAAAGUUGCGUUCAACUUCCUCGAACCAAGCUGACUUUUUUUUUAGCACGUUUCUUUUCAAUUUUCUCACCCCCCUUAUUUUUAUUUUCUUUUUUUGAGCGGUUUUGGACAAGAUGCGUUCAAGGACAUGUUCGCACGGCCGGGCCGGCGCCGGUAGGAGUUUACCGGAGCGGUGGCUGCUCCUGCUGGUUGUGUUGGUGUUACUCGAGGGCUCCGUGCGUCCUCUCGGAGCCGCCAGCUCCCCGGAUACCGGCGGCCAGGAAGAGGUGGGCAUCCGCAAAAGCACGGAAAGAGAGAACUACACUAAAAAGGCUUUCCCCGUGCUCAGCCUCGACUACCAUCACAUACACAUUCCCUUUGAAGUCUCGCUAUGGGUGCUGCUGGCCUCGUUGAUGAAAUUAGGGUUCCACCUGAUCCCUCGCCUGUCCGGUAUCGUGCCGGAGAGCUGCCUGUUGAUUGUGGUCGGUCUGCUGGUGGGGGGGCUCAUCAAACUAGCCGGAGAGAAAGUCCCCCCGGUGCUGGACGCCAAGUUGUUCUUCCUCUACCUGCUGCCGCCCAUCAUCCUGGAUGCCGGCUACUUCCUGCCCAUCCGGCCCUUCAUGGAGAACCUGGGCACGAUCCUGAUGUUCGCCGUCGUGGGGACCCUGUGGAACGCCUUCUUCGUCGGCGGGCUGCUGUACGCCGUGUGCCAGAUGCAGCCCACCAGCUACCUCCACCAGCUGGAGCUCCUGCCCUGCCUGCUGUUCGCCUCCAUCAUCUCGGCCGUGGAUCCCGUCGCCGUGCUGGCCGUGUUCGAGGAGAUCCACAUCAACGAACUGUUACACAUUAUUGUGUUUGGAGAGUCUCUGCUCAACGAUGCCGUCACUGUGGUGUUGUACCACCUGUUUGAGGAGUAUUCCAGUGCCGGCACAGUGACGGUAUUGGACGGGGUCCUGGGAGUCAUCUCCUUCCUGGUGGUUUCGCUGGGUGGCGUUCUAGUGGGAGUCAUCUACGGGUUCCUGACCGCCUUCACCUCACGCUUCACCUCCCACACGCGUGUCAUAGAGCCACUGUUUGUCUUUGUGUACAGCUACAUGGCCUACCUGUCAGCUGAGAUGUUCCACCUCUCUGGCAUCAUGUCGUUGAUAGCUUGUGGCGCGACGAUGCGGCCCUACGUGGAGGCCAACAUAUCCCACAAGUCCCACACCACCAUCAAGUACUUCCUGAAAAUGUGGAGCAGCGUCAGCGAGACGCUAAUCUUCAUCUUUCUGGGAGUGGCCACGGUGGACGGACCUCACCACUGGAACUGGACCUUCGUCACCGUCACGGUCAUUCUGUGUCUGGUGUCUCGGGUCAUAGGUGUGAUCGGCCUGACCUACGUCAUCAACAAGUUCCGCAUCGUCAAGCUGACGACCAAGGACCAGUUCAUCGUGGCCUACGGCGGCCUGCGAGGCGCCAUCGCCUUCUCUCUGGGCUUCCUGCUCGACAAGGAGCUGUUCCCCAUGAGGGAGAUGUUCCUGACGGCCAUCAUCACCGUCAUCUUCUUCACGGUCUUCGUUCAGGGCAUGACCAUCAAGCCCCUCGUGGAGCUUCUGGCGGUGAAGAAGAAGCAGGAGGCCAAGCGCACGAUCAAUGAGGAGAUCCACACCCAGUUCCUUGACCAUCUACUAACUGGAAUCGAGGACAUUUGUGGACACUAUGGACACCACCACUGGAAGGACAAACUGAACCGCUUCAACAAGAAGUACGUGAAGAAGUGCCUGAUCGCCGGCGAGCGCUCCACGGAGCCGCAGCUCAUCGCCUUCUACCACAAGAUGGAGAUGAAGCAGGCCAUCGAGCUGGUGGAGAGCGGGGGAGGAGUCAAGCUGCCAUCCGCAAUGCCCUCGACAGUUUCCAUGCAGAACAUCCAGCCCAAGAAGCCUCCGCCUGCCAAGCCCGCAGAGAGAGCUCUGCCGCAGCUGCCGAAGGGCCGAGAGCAGGAGAUCAGGAAGAUCCUCCGGAGCAACCUGCAGAGGACGCGACUGAGGCUGCGCUCCUACAACAGACACACUCUGGUGGCGGAUCCGUUCGAGGGCGGCUUCGGUGACUUCAUCAUCAAGAAGCAGCAGAUAAUCGAUCUGGAGAAGAAGAUAACCGACAUGAACAACUACCUGACGGUGCCCGCCGCUCCGCCCGACUCCCCGACCAUGUGCAGAGCCAGACUGGCCUCAGGCAGAGAUACUGAUUUCAAACCUGCUCCGCAGCAGAAGGGAAACAAAAGCUGUCCAGACCCGCAAGUCUACAAGAAGCCGACGUCGGACGACGUGCCGACCAUCCAGGUGGACCUGGCCUCUCCUCAGUCUCCGGACUCCAUCAACCUGAUGGAUGAGUUCAGAGCGGCCAAGAAUAAGAAGCAGCAGGAGGAGGAGGACCAGGGCCUGACCAUGACCAUGAGGUCGCACUCGGGGGCGAGAGGCCCCAACAUGCCUGGCGAGGCGGACCGAGAGCAGAAGAUGACGCGGUGCCUGAGCGACCCCGGCCCCAGCGCCGACGAGGACGAGGACGAGCCCUUCCUGCCUUGAGACGGCAGCCUGGAUGUGGAGGUGGGAGGGGGGGGGGGGGGAGGGGAGAAGGAGAGGGCAGCUUCACUGCUCUAAAUGAUCUGAUGGUUCAGACACCAAACACGCCAAAACUGCAAUUGCUGUAACCCACGAAACUAAAAAGCAAAAAGGAGAUUGUCCGUGCAGAGAUAAUAUAAUAAGAACAUAUAAGAGCCAUUAGUUUGUGAUUAUCAUUGCUCUGUAUUGUUUUAGAUGGGAUCCUAACGGCUGCGAUCUGAGAGCUGGUGGAGUUUAUGGUUGAUAGUCAUUCAGACAUUCAGGAAAGAACUAUGCAUUACCAAAGGUCUGGACUGUUCUGUGUCAGACAAUAUCAUUUCUACUUGUCAGACUGUUUGUCUUUUUUUUAAUGACUGCCUAGUUGUUGUUGUUGUUUGUUCUGUCUUUUAAAGCUUCAAACCUUCUUUGAGACAUGCUGGGCCUCGAGUCCAAAAUAGAAUCAGCUAAGCAAUCCAGUUUACUUCUUCUUCUUCACACAUCACUUGAGUUCACGGUGCUCGUUUGGUUCUGAAAUCGCCGCAUAUUCAAAUAUUUGGCCUCAUUUGACGUCAAACCCUUUUCACAUGGUGCAUUUUGAUCUUUUUUCUCUCUUUUUUUUUUCCAACAUAUUUUCAAUUUCAGGGGUACUGACGUCCGCUUGAGUUUGACCCAGCGCUGCGUAGUCGUGCCCGCGGGCCCUCGGCCCCGUUGCCGUGGAGCUGCGUCGCCUCGGGAGGGAACGCCUCGCUGUCCGCGACACAGCCGGUGAUGUAGCGCGGUACGUCGGUGCUCGAGUCCUCUGAAGUUAAAUCGCAUCUCGUCGUGUCACGGGGCAGCAGAGCCCGUUUUGUGUUUUACCUCAAUUUCAGAACGCCCUUUAAAACUGAACUCGCGGUUGAGUCGUCUCCAGUCGUCUCUGUCUCUGGGCUCUCGGAGCACACCAGUUGACUUCUUUAUGCCACGACGACAUCGCUCGCUCUUUUACACAUGCCGAUUUGCAUUCUUCGGCGUCGUUACCGGCCUCUCCUCGAACAUCACUGCUCCGCUUCUCGCGCGCCGAGCGAACGCCGGUCCGUACAGUCCAUCCCAACCGUCUUCAGAGCCUCUCGGCCGUGGUCACUUGGAUCUCAGAGAGCCGUGGAUCCAUCCAGACAGUUUAUCAAAUAAUAGAUCUCCAUCGUUUUCCUCCCCCUCAUGGGAGUUCCUCCUCUCCGGAGCAAAGGGAAGGGAGGAGGACAAUUAGUCUGAGCUUUAAGUUACGGCUCAUGAAAACCCGACAUGUCCUGAUUCUGCUUCCUCAAAACAGCUUUUAGAUAACAAGAUAAAGGGGGGGGCGACGACUUUUAUAAGAUAGAAUUUAUUGGUAAUUAAAUAUGUUCAUCAACUGUUUUAACGGCUGCUCCCUUUGACCAUAAAAACAUCCAAUCAGCGAACGCAAAAGGUUGCAUUGAACAGACGACUGUGGCCACGGCCGAAGACUGGAGGACUCUCACGGCGGGAAAAACACACAAAAGAAUUCUAUGCAGUAUAGAUGUGUAAAAUAUGUAAAUUGAUUGUAAUAUCUGAUAUUUAUGAAUACCCUCUAGAACUGGAGUCUUGUAAACAUGCAACCCUUUGAGGCGAACAACCGCGGGAGUCGAAGCUAAAAUCAAAUAGACCCAGGAGUCCAUGACGCCUCGCAGGCCGGCCGCCGAGCUGGACGGCGGCCUCGAGCCCGGCAACGCCGUCCUUCCCCUCUCUGACGUCGGCUUUUCUUCCGGCUGGCUUUUUUCUCCUCCUCCUUCAGCAUCUGUGACCGGCUCGCUGCGGUCGCCAUAGCGAGGACAGGAGGAUGCGGAUCAAAUGUAUACGAAACCAAAAACCUCCAAUUUGGAUUAAGACAAACCUCAAAACAGGAGACGUCAAAACCCCCGCGUUUCUUCACAUUAUCAUCCCAGAAAACGUCUAAAUCCCUAAAAAGAAAAUAAAGACAAUAUUUUCACACGUCUCCUUUUUCAAACCAAAUGCACAUUUUCAGGCAGACAUCGUCCCGCCGCGGGGGGAAAUGUUCGCUGCAGGAACCCUCGAUCUUAAGCCAUACCGCCUACAGAAGAACCGAUGUCAUCGUAUGUACGACACAAAACAAAGGCAGAUCUUUUUUUUCUGAUUUUGAAAUCGCUCGUAGUUUUCAAAUGAAUGCUAAUUCAUUUCCGCACUGGGUGUUUUUUUGUUUUUUCCGGCGGCGCUGAAAUGUUUCACGUCAUCGACGUUGCUUUUAUUGGAUGUGUUGGACUGAACUACAACAACAACACUGUCGCCGCACCGGCGUUCGCUUCAGCUCUGUGCUUCAUUUCUGACGCUGCGUUCAAGUGCAAGUAUUCUUUUUAUUUUGGGGGGGGGGGGGGGGCCUUUACAGGGAUUUCUGUAACUGCUAGUCUCUUGCUUUUGAUUGUCACGCGCUUCAUGUGCAUUACAUCACUCCAUGUGCUUUACCGAGGUGUCCAACCUCUCAUGUUUACUUUUCACUGCACUCCAUCCGCACCACUCUGAACUGUGGAGUUCAGGCUCCAGCAGAAAGUUCACGACUAUAAACUCUAAUUAGUACGGCUCAUAAGAUUCAAACCCCAAAUUAGACUGUUCCGGGGGGGGGGUUAAGUGAAGGCAUCCACUACCAUUAGCUACGCAUGCGGACCAACAGCAAACUGGGGAUUUGUGCAUGUUUUUACCAUUUUAGUUUUCUUUGGUUUCCAUUCAUUCUCCAGAGAAUAACCUUGAAAUGACUUCAAACCUGCGUCUGGGCGACUUUUAGGUGUUACAUUUCUGAUCUUUGUCACAACAAUACUGACAUGCUCAUAUCAAUGUGCUCCUAUGUCCAUUGAAACUGCUUUUUUGGUUACAGUUUUGGUUCUUCCGGUGCAUAGUGGCCGUAAAGAUAUGAAAAGGCAUUUCUUGAGUUGAGCCAGAGAGGAUAUGAAGUGGCACAGUCGGAGAGACGUCUUAUAUCUUCCGAAAUUGCAAUCUUUUAGGAUGACAUUUGCCUUUAGUGUAGUUCUAACUCCACUGCAGCUCCGCUAGAUGGAACACACAAAGGGAGCUGAUUUCUAAAAAGACUCAAGUUGUUUGUUUACGUUAGAUUGCUGUUUCAAGCUCAAAUUAUUAGCAUUUUUUUAUGAAACUGUAUUUCGUCUUCCAUCAAUUACAUUCAAAUUUGUUUCAGAAGAGAUCUUUUAAAGGGCCGGUAUGAACAGGAGAAACCAUUACAGAGACCCAUAACUCUUUCAAUGGGCAUAGAAAGGGAGGUAAAUGGUUGCCAGAAUGUACCAUGCGUUGGUUACCACAUGAUGUGCACUACCUGAAACAUUGGACACAAUGGUACGUUCCUUCAGUCCUUUGACCGGCCUAUCAGUGGAAGGCUGGCGGUGAGACUGCGGAUGAACAAUCGAGACUCCAAUUCUAGAGACGGCAAUUGCCGUGUGACGCACGCCAUCGACCUCGUGACCCCCCCCCCCCCCCGAUGGUGUCAUUUCCCAGCCACCCAAAGACGGUGUUCCUUCCCUCGUUUACCUCGUCGUCCUCCGCCAUUUUACACCACACGAGCACUUUAACGGAGCCGUACCUUUAUCUCAAAACACCGGUUUUAAAGAGAGCAAUAAUAAGUGGCUUUACCGUCGUGUCCACGUGCUGCAUGGCUCUCAGGUGACAGCUCACGGGGAAGAGGAAUGUUCUUCACGGUGGGCCUUACACACGGGGAGGCGUUUGGGGCUUUUAGUCCCGAGGCAGAGAAGCUGGGGUUUAAAAUCCUCGUGAAGGCCAACUCGAUGAAAUAGUGGAUCGCAUUUCCCUUUAUUUUUUUUUCCUUCUAAUUUACCUUCAUGUGUUUUUUAUUUGUCAGUCAAUUAUUUGCAAAUUUAAAUUUUGCAAUAAUUAAGGUUUAUUUUUAUUUAAAAUACAUAUAAAUGGGAAUAUAUGUGUAUAUAUAUAACAAAGGAAAAUAAAAAUGUAUUUAGAAAAAUUGACUAUGUAUGUACAAAUCAGAGUGAGAACAAGUGCACUUUCUUGUUGAUUACUCUUCAGCUUUCAGCAUUCCAUUCCUGUAAUGAACCGUGAAACUAACAACCAGAAUUGAAACCACGUCAGAAACUAUAAACCAAAUUAAAGUUUUACUUUAUAACAA